AUGCCUGAUGGACCGAAAUGGUGGAACUCGUCAAUGUGGAACGAUAGAGAAUGGGUGUCAAUAGAGUUUCUGGGGAUACAGAAGCGCGCGAAAUUUCAAACCCGACCGCCGAGAAAUCGCUUCGUCGUUAGCGGUCGCGACCGGUCGGCCAAAACUCGAGCGGAUGCAAGCGGUAGCAAACGCAGCGUCUCCGCCUUACAGACGCUUCGUUGUCAUUAUAACAACACAUUAAACAUCAAGUUAGCAGUUCGUUCGGUGCAAAAUCAUGGCAGGCGUCCAGAUAGCGAACGGAAUGAUAGACACCGCGAUGCUGAUCAAGUCGGUGGAGAUGCAUCCGGUGCUUUGGAACACGAACCACAGCGAUUUUUCCAACCAGGCGUUGCGGCUGAAGGCUUGGCACGCGGUCGCCAUUCGGUGCUUGGGGGGCGAUUCGUGGAAACGCUUGCGCGACAUCGACAAGCGGCUGAACGGCGAUAUCGGCGGAUGAUAAUAGCAGACCCUGAAGAAGGGAGUUCGCGGCACACCAACGAGACUGAAGAAAAUGAAGAUUCCCCGGACGAAGACACGGUGGGAAAUUUCAUAAAAGAGGAGGAAAACGUCACUUUCGAAAAAGAAUUCAUACAAAAUUAUAUCGUUAAGAAUGUUCCUGGCAAUUUGAACAAAUCGGAAUUUGUGGACAUACUUGGAGCACCAACUGAAGACACAAGUACGAAUGAUGUGGAUGAUCCUGAUAAAAUGUUUUUACUAUCCAUGUUGCCGCUAUUCAAAAAGUUGGAUGAAGAAAAGAAGAUGACCGCCAGGAUUGAGUUGACAUUGGUUUUGCAGAAAUUAUUGUUUCCGGAGAAAAAUUAAUUUUUACAGUUAUUUUAAAAUGUUCCCUAAUAAAUUUACGUUCUUUUUAACCAACCGCAUUUUCUUUGAUAUCUCGGCAAUAUAUUACGUAUACAUAAAGGAGUUAAAUACAUUUCUGGGUUCACCACCACAAACGAUAUUUGCUCUUAUCAUCAAAGAAAUUGCCGGAGCGGGCAGUAUUGCCAGAAAUAUACGCGAAUAUUCGCUUCCCUGAUUCGCUUUACCUACUACUGUUUUCAAUUUCAAUCAGACCACUUGCUCAAAGCAAAUACU
Molecule: messenger RNA, 1125 nt
Organism: Brassicogethes aeneus
Lineage: Eukaryota; Metazoa; Arthropoda; Insecta; Coleoptera; Nitidulidae
Source: the annotation of a GenBank genome assembly